GAAGGGAAGUGGUGGGAGCUGAGCAGGCAGCCGCCAGUGACCCGGCAGCGCUGCGCUUGCGAUCCUCCGCUUCCAGCAGCAGCAGCAGCAGCAGGGGCAGGGACAGGCAGCGCCCACUCAGUGUGGGAGGCCCGCGGGGGGGGGUCUGAGCGGAGCCGCCCCGCCUCCGGAGCCGCCCCGACUCGUCUUUGGGCCCUCCGACCCCAGCCAGCCCCGCGGGGCCUCCGCCCGGUCUCUUCUCUCCGCCUGACACUCCCUCUCCAGCGCCAUGGCGGCGGCGGCCGCCGAGCCCAGCAGUGGCCGAUACCAGCAGUUGCAGAAUGAGGAGGAGCCUGGAGAGACUGAACACACUGCGAACGAUGCCCCUCCACCUUACAGCAGCAUUUCUGGGGAGAAUGCAGAAUAUUUUGACUACAAAGAUGAGUCAGGGUUUCCCAAGCCCCCUUCUUAUAAUGUGGCCACAACACUGCCUAGUUAUGAUGAAGCGGAGCGAAGUAAGGCUGAAGCUACCAUUCCCUUGGUUCCUGGAAGAGAGGAUGACUUUGUGACACGGGAUGAUUUUGAUGAUACUGACCAGCUGAGGAUAGGAAACGAUGGCAUCUUCAUGCUAACAUUCUUCAUGGCUUUCCUCUUCAACUGGAUUGGAUUUUUCUUGUCCUUCUGUCUGACCACUUCAGCUGCAGGACGCUAUGGGGCCAUUUCGGGGUUUGGUCUGUCUCUCAUUAAGUGGAUCCUGAUUGUCAGGUUCUCAACCUAUUUCCCUGGUUACUUUGAUGGUCAGUACUGGCUCUGGUGGGUUUUCCUUGUAUUAGGAUUUCUGCUGUUUCUCAGAGGAUUUAUCAAUUAUGCAAAGGUUCGGAAGAUGCCGGAUACAUUUUCCACUCUCCCCAGGACCAGAGUUCUCUUUAUUUACUAAAGGGUGUCUCUGUGGAUAAAUGCUGUGCUGACAAGACUGGAGUACUGCAAAGCUUGAAGGCAGGAAAUGAAAUAGGAUGCACCAUCCCGGAAGCCUGAAGUGUCCCUCAGGGGAGGCUUUCCCUAGAUGAGCCAGGAAGUAAAAUAUUGAUCAGGUCUUGCCAAGAAAAAUCUUUCUCCAGAAAAUCCUCUUGGGCUUUGAGUCCUGGUGGAAUGUGUUCUCGUUCCCCCCUCUCUCUCUUUCUUCCCUUCCUCUUUCCCAAAUUCUUUUUAAAGAGGAUUGUUCCAGCCCAGCUAAUUCGGGAGUAUCACACUAACUGGUAUUAUUUAUGGAUUCUUAGAUUCUAAGGUAUAGAGGACAGGGAUUGUCUCUGUCUGCAUGUGUACCUUAUUUAGCAGUCUGGGCCCUGAUACUGAAUGGGGCCUUUAGCUGCUACUGUAAUAUAAACAUUUAAAAUUUAUGAGCCUCAACUAAAGUUGGCCCUACCAGGUGAGGAGGGGCCUGAUGUGGUGUGGGGCAAGCCAAGUCUCCUUACCUUUCAUUGUUGUAAUGCUGUCUAGAGUACCCAAAUGGCCUCCAUUGCCAUAGGUUCUGAGCACCUCACAAACACCCCUGUGAAGUAGGGCAGUACUAUUAAACCCAUCCUACAGAUGAGGAACUGAGGCAUGGCGAGACUGACCUGCCCAAAGUCAUAGAGCAAGUCUACCUUGGAGGAGGCAAAAGCAGAACUGAGAGAUCCUGAAUCCCAGUCUAGAGCCUUAAGCACAAAGUCAUUCAGCAGCACUUACUGCUACUGUCCAGGGCAGUCGGUCCACUUUCACCCAGAUGAAAUUCACAGAGCUAUAAACCCCCCAGCCCUUUCUCUGCAAUAUUUCACAUGCAUUUCUAAUACCAUAACAUGCAUAAGGAUCAAAAAUGCUUUCCAUUUAAUCUCUGAGGAUAAGCAAGAAGGAUUCAACGUGCCAAAACCUAUAGGGCUUUCUGUCCUCCUUAUAGGCUCCAAAAUAACCUCUAAGCACCUUUCAAGUGAUUAGCUCCAACUCAAGGAUGAGAUGUUAGCAGGCACUAGAGUCUUGCUAUCUAGACUUGCUAAGUCUUUCAUAGCAAAACCUUUUAUCCUGUUCCCAAGAGCUGAUUUUGACUCCAAUAUUCUAUGACCAGGGUAAAAGCUUCCCUAGAGCGUAAAUAUGGGCUGUCCCCAAAUAUGAGCUUCCAGGUGCCAGAAAAAUUCUCUUAAAGGGUGAGGGGCUUUUUUGCAAGUCAGUAACUUUUGCACAUCAAGUCAGUGACAUGUGCAGAUGUGUAAAACAGGCACACAAAUCGAAAGCCUCAUUGCCCAAAUAGACUCUGGGAGCAGGAAAGCUCCAUGCCCAAUGAUACAGUAUUUGGGGGCUCAAUAAUACUGAGCCAUUUUUAAGAGGGUGUUUUUUAUAUCUUUUGUUCCAUACAUGCCCUAUUUUUGUUCUAACAUUUUAUUAUAAUGUCUUGCUAUUGACAGUGAAGUGCUCUGAGAGUUAAUGUAAAACAGUCUUACA
Messenger RNA from Chelonia mydas (Green sea turtle), 2451 nucleotides. RefSeq names its product Nedd4 family interacting protein 1 (gene NDFIP1). NCBI's taxonomy places the organism in Eukaryota, Metazoa, Chordata, Testudines, Cheloniidae. Gene Ontology annotation, cellular component: endoplasmic reticulum; perinuclear region of cytoplasm; Golgi apparatus. Gene Ontology annotation, biological process: vacuolar transport; positive regulation of protein ubiquitination; ubiquitin-dependent protein catabolic process. The transcript has 8 exons. The record is from RefSeq and is a predicted model, not a curated record. Gene Ontology annotation, molecular function: WW domain binding. Bases 269 to 916 code for a protein of 215 amino acids.